AACCACAAUGUUAGCCUUCAGUUUACCAUUCUUUUCUGUGCUCCUCCUCUUCACCACCACUGCACAACCAUACAACGCCACGGAUCGCUUCUUCCUCGACUGCGGUUCAUCCUCCACCACUUCUGAUCACCCGAGAUGGAAUAGUGAUCAGAAUUCCAAUUCCGUGCCUUCUAACAUCAUCACCACUUCGUUUCCUUCCACUCCCUUCCAACCAGAUCCUUCUGUAUCCGGAAUCCUCCCUUACACUUCUGCCCGAAUUUUUAACGCUUCUUCGUUCACUUACACAUUUCCGGUCUACCAAGGACCCAAAUUCCUCCGCCUGCAUUUCUGUCCUGCCACCUACUCCGACCUCAACCCAGAACAGUCUCUCUUCACGGUAACAUCCAAUGGCUUCACUCUGUUAACCAACUUCAGCGCUUUCCUAACCGCGUUCUAUUUGAACAGGAAAAGCUUUGUCAAAGAAUUUGUCAUCUACGUAACAGAUGCACAAAUCCUAAACGUUACCUUUACACCCUCACCCAAUUCAUAUGCCUUCAUCAAUGGUAUUGAAAUCGUUUCAAUGCCCGAAAGUCUGUAUUUUAGUGGUGGCAGCUUGAAAUACGUCGGCCAAAAUACAGGACCUGUAAUUGACAGCAAAGCGGCGCUUGAAAAUAUUUACAGAUUAAACAUGGGUGGGGGAUAUAUAUCGGGUACUGAUGAUACUGGUAUGUACCGAUCAUGGGAACAAGAUACUGGCUACAUACACGGAGCAGCAAUCGGGUGGACACCAGUUUAUGAUCCAAAGAAGCCGAUUAUAUAUACUAUGGAGACACCGGAUUAUACUGCACCCGAGCUAGUUUAUCGAACCCAAAGGAGUAUGGGCAAUCAGUCUGACCGGUACAAUCUGACUUGGAUACUUCCCGUUGAUUCUGGAUUUUUUUACAAGCUCAGGCUACAUUUUUGCAACAUUAUAUCACAAUAUACAGAAAGAGGUCAGGUGGUUUUCAAAAUCUUCAUUAAUAAUCAAACUGCUGACGAGGAAAUUGAUCUGUUCCACUUAAGUCGAGAUAGCGGGUAUCCUGUAUACAAGGACUACCUUGUGUUUAUCGAUGACCCUGAUGGCAGGAGAGGCAAGCAAGAUUUGUGGGUCGCGAUGCAUCCUAAUCCUAAUUCUGAAAAAUAUCGUGACGCGUAUUUGAACGGGUUGGAAGCCUUCAAGUUGAGCAUGGAUAGCAGCCUUGCUAGCCCCAACCCAGAAUAUAGUCGUGAAUACCCACAGCCAAGGGCUGCGUCUCCCGUAAUACAAAACACAAAGAAAACGAUGGCGUAUGGCCCCGUAAUAGGUGGUGUUGGGGGAGGGUUAGUCUUGUUGACUGUUUUAGUUCUUGUAGUUUUCCUGCGAUCAAGAGUCGAAUCAUUACCGUUAGGUAGAUGCCGUCGUUUUUCACUUAAAGAAAUGAAAGUUGCUACCUGUGAAUUUGAUGACAGAUGUGUCAUAGGCAAAGGAGGGUUUGGUAAGGUUUACAAAGGUUACAUUGACAACGCUAAAACCGUUGUUGCAAUCAAACGGCUCAACUCUGCAUCCAAACAAGGUUUUCGAGAAUUCAGAGCAGAAAUAGGGUUUCUAUCCAAACUACGCCAUGUCCAACUAGUGUCCCUGAUUGGAUAUUGUGAUGAUGAGGGCGAGAUGAUACUGGUCUAUGAUUACAUGCCCAACGGAACUCUACGGGAAAAUUUAUACAAGAAUAACAACCCUCCUUUGUCAUGGAAAAGACGUCUUCAUAUUUGCAUUGGUGCAGCCAAAGGGUUGCAAUAUCUCCACACGGGUGCAAACCGUGCAAUAAUCCAUCGUGAUGUCAAGUCCACAAAUAUCUUACUGGAUAAAAAUUGGGUUGCUAAGUUGUCUGACUUUGGAUUGUCGAAGCUAGGCCCUAAAGACAGAACACAAAACCAUGUUAGCACAAUGGUGAAGGGUACCAUCGGGUAUUUGGAUCCUGAAUAUUACCGAAGGAAACAACUCACCGAAAAAUCUGACGUGUAUUCCUUUGGAGUCGUUUUGCUUGAAGUGUUGUGUGCAAGACCUGUCAUCAAUCUAGGGUUACCUGAUGAAGAGGUGAGUCUGGCAGAACUGGGAAAGUCAUGUUAUCGAAAAGGGACCCUGCAUCAGAUAAUUGAUCUAAACCUAAGUGGUGAGAUUGCCCCUAGGUGCUUAAUGAAGUUUGGAGAGGUAGCAUAUAGUUGCUUGAAAGAAGAAGGAAUUGCGCGCCCAACUAUGGACGAUGUGAUUUGGGGACUAGAGUUUGCCUUGCAACUGCAAGAACAUGCUGAGAAAUCAGGGGGAAUGGUUGGUGAGGCAAUGUUAGAAUAUCAACAGCUUUCAUUCAUCAUGCAAGCAGAGCCAGCCACAACUGAUGAACAUGCAUUACUGGGUUCAACUGGAAUGGCAAAACGACAUGACACAUCAUCGACUGACACUUUCACAGAGAUAUCGCAGCUAACGGGACGCUAAUGUAACUUUUGGGGCUUAGAAUCCAGUACCUUGAAAGGUUAUAUUCUGCAAAAUCAUUAAAAGUUACCAUACAAUGAUACAAAGCCACAGUUGUAGGCUUUUUUUA
Helianthus annuus (common sunflower) is the source of this 2594-nucleotide messenger RNA. RefSeq names its product receptor-like protein kinase FERONIA. Lineage: Eukaryota; Viridiplantae; Streptophyta; Magnoliopsida; Asterales; Asteraceae. Gene Ontology annotation, biological process: protein phosphorylation. The record is from RefSeq and is a predicted model, not a curated record. Gene Ontology annotation, molecular function: protein kinase activity; ATP binding. The transcript has a single exon. Bases 8 to 2488 code for a protein of 826 amino acids.